This is a messenger RNA of Cynoglossus semilaevis (tongue sole), 4824 nucleotides long. RefSeq names its product opioid binding protein/cell adhesion molecule-like (gene opcml). The transcript has 10 exons. Lineage: Eukaryota; Metazoa; Chordata; Actinopteri; Pleuronectiformes; Cynoglossidae. The record is from RefSeq and is a predicted model, not a curated record. The coding region runs from base 1488 to 3455 and encodes 655 amino acids.
GAAACCAGAGUAGCUGGAGAAAACCCACGCUCAUAUGGGAUGGACGUGUUAACCCUGUAAGUACACACCAACAGGCGCUACUGGGCUUAAACUGGUUAAUGCAAUUCUCGCUGUAUGGAUUGCAUUAACCACUCUUCCACCGUGUGGCCUUCAACGUAUUUGAUUUUCCUGACCAUCCUUGUUAGAUAACCAGACCGAGAGCCCUUCUCCUCCAAAUAAGAAGUUGUGAAUGCUGCAGUAUCAAACACCCACCCAACACCUGCUGUACUUCCUUCAGUGACGUGGAUGUGCUGCAGCAUGAAUCACUUUAAGUACUUCAGCGGUCUGAUUUCAGUUAUUCAAGAGCUUUACCCUGUAAAUCACCGACUCCGAUUUGUGUAAAAUACACUGUUCUCAUUGCAAACACAAUGCCAUUAUAGUCGUCUCUUAAACAUGUAAAUUUGUCCAUUUGUGUUACCACCCACAUCCAAUAGAAAGAAUUUAAUGUUCAACAUUUCAGCUGAAUAAAUGUUUGAACAUUAUGGUUCUGAUGUGUAGAUUUGAACAUGGGGCUUCUCAGCCACUGGGUAUGAUACAUGUUGAAAUUAUUUUACUCCUAAUCUCAGCAGACAGAAGAGGUGUGUGUGGUAAAAAAAAAACAAAAAAAGAAAACACUGACACAACCAAGCAGCCUGAGCAACAUCUGGUGAUUUUUGGCAGUGAUGUGAGAAUGUGAGAGUGAUGUUAGUAUCUUUCUUUCUUGAAACCAUAACCUUAAAAUAUCAGGUUUUUGUCCAACAUUAUUAUUUGUUGUUUAUUAGAAAGUAGAGAAAAAAAGACACUUGAGACACAUGGAUUAUUUCGUUGUUUGUCCAAUGUGUCAGGCAAGAUUUACCUUUGGUGCCUCCAAAAUAUAAAUACGUUUUUUUCUGGUCAUACUGGAGGGUUUUCAGCUUAAACUAAGUACACUGUAAACCACUCUAAAAACUCUCUAUAUUAUUAUAAAACUUAAGCCUGCUGUUGGAAUUGUACAUGCCAUUUUUGAAUGAUAACUGAAACAAUACAUUUUAUUUAGCUUGCCAAAUGCCGAUAUAUGAAUUUAUAAGACUCUAUGGAAACCCACAUUAUGACCGUUAAGAACAACUGAAAGCGCUGCCGGCUGUUUAAAAAAAGUAAAGAUUGACAGCCCAACAGACCAAUCAUAUCUAACCAAUGCGUGAUAACCCGCCCACCUCAAUCAGCACUGGUGUUUGUUUGUUUGGAAAGCACAGGUGUUUGUAAAUGAGCUUGGCCACGGGCCGCAUUACUAGGGAAUAUUGCUGUUGACUUUUUAUCCUAUUUGUUUGUCAAGAAAGUUAUUUAUAUAGUGACGAGUUAACCCAAAUGAUGACAACUGCACCAGCUGAAAGACGAAAACCCGAGAAAGACACCAAGGAACGUGACAUGGAAACAGCGCAGUCACCAUUAAAUCGCAGCAUCUAGUUUAUAAACUCUCCUGUGACCUCGACAUGGUGGCUCUGUUAGGCCAAUAUGACUUUGUGGAUGAAGACUGGGCCUUGAAUCAAGAUUCCCAUACAGUCCUGUUGGAGCUAGUGAUUGACAGACUACUGCUGCUUCUUCAAGGCUUCAGUUUGUACAUUCAUCACAUGUGUCAAAGUCAACGGAGAGAGCAGAGCCAGAAGAAAGGAUCUCUGUCACUUGGUUUUGUGGUCAAAAACUACUGGAGGAAUUUAGUACAUUUUGUCAGUCUUAAGGUUAUUCAAAAAGACAAUGAAGAAUGGACACACACAAUGACACAGGACUGUGAAGCGAUGGCGAUGAGCCCGAAAAGUGAUAGUUCCAGUCAUAGUUUAUCAGCCUGCUCCUCAACAAGUGCUUUUAGCUCUUUACCACAGAGCCAGGUGCCCUCUAGUCUUUCACACAGUUCCCAAUCCUCACCAAAGGUUUACACCUGCAGUGCUGGCUGCCAGACAGUCGAAUCAUCCAGUCCCUGCAAGGUGUGUCGUCAAGUGCAAUCUAUUUUGAAAAAGACAGGAAAUUCUUUGGUGGAGAUCUUCCUGAGAGAGGGUCUACCCUCUUCCAUACGGCCCGUGUUGGCUGCCAUGAAGGACACUUUAGAGCUGGGCCGUAUGACCGAAAUGGAUGUCACCCAGUGGACCAAAGAACAGCUCAGGGACAUGCGCCGAUUGGGAGAACAUCUACAAAAUGUACGCGAUACAGUAGAGCCUCUCAAAGGAAAGGUGUCAGCAGCAGAGGCAGAGAAGGAGAAAUUGAAGAAUCAAGUGGAAAGAGCACAGAAAGAAUUAAAAGAGCACACAGAAAGAAGUCUGAGAAACGAGAAGACCAUUAACAAACUGGAGUUGAGACUUAAGGAAACCCAACUAUCUAUUGAAGCUGCAGACCAAAGGCUACGAGAAAAUCAACAGCACUAUAAAAAAGAACUCUUUUCCUUGGAGGACCACAACGCCACAUUAAAAGAGACAUUUUCAGCACAGCAAAAUACAUUAAAGGCACUCGAAUGUGAAAAGAUUGCAUUUGAGGAGAAGGUAAAGGUAGGAAAUGAGGCCUGUUGUCAACUGCAACAAAAGGUAGAGCAAGUGGAGAGUCAACUCUCCAAAACCCAGAUGCUUCUGGACAAAGAAUGUGCCAAGUAUCGCAGCACAUGCCAACAGCAAGAGUCAGUCGUGACAAAGCAGACAUUCUUGUUGGAGAGAGUUGAUGCACUUGAUAAAGAAUGUGAAGAGCUGCAGAGGCAAUUGGAAGAGAGGGAGGAGAGACAUGUCACUCUACAGACAAAGCUCCAACAAAUGUCAACAGAGAAGGAGCUGCUGCUGGUUGAGCUCACUCAACAGCGGGAUGGCAGUUUAGAGCUUCAAAAAGAGAACCAGAAGCUGGAAUCAAGCAUAAUUGAGCUGAAUGAAAGCAAGGCUGAGCUGAAGGCUUAUGCAGAGGUUUUGAUGGAGAGGGAGAGGCUGCUGGUAGCUUUCCCUCAGCUUUCUCUCCAACCUCAAGCCCAACCAGAGAGUACUGGAGAUGUAAUUUUGGAUAUGGAGUUGCAAAUGCAAGCGAAUUGCCUCCGCAUGCUAGUUCUGCAGCAGGAAAAUGCCAACCUGCACAGUACACUUGAAAAACUAAGAGAUAGGAUGCACAGUACAUGCCCAAUGGAACCUUCACCUGGGCAGAAAUCUUUCCAGCAAACUGAGCAGACACUAGCACCGCAGUUUGUUACAACACACCUCACACCUCAUGUACUUUGGACAAACGGUAAAAACCUAGAAGACACACAGCAAAAGGAAAGAAGUCUGAACCUAACCAGAUCAAAGGGUUGUGUUUCUCCAACCGAUGCCUUGUUUGCUCAAAUGGACCGACAAACCCUGAACCUCAACAUGGCAGACUCUGUUCUAUCUAAAAUCCAUACAAAUGCUUUCAAUCCUAACGCUGCUUCUAACAGAGGUUGGAAGCAGAGUGGGAAAUAAACUGUGUGCUCUUGGAUAAUACAAAACAAAUGAUAGUGAAACUUACAAUAUGAUAAGUUGAUGCUAUAGAGUAUUAGGCCUGUGGCUGAUAAUGUGAUCACAUCAAGGACCGAGUCAAAGAAACCUGCAAGCGUUUGUUUUGAAGGGCAUUUAAUCAAUAUCUGUCCAGCAGUUUCUCAGUGACCAACAAUGACAAAGUUUGUAUCGAUUUCAACUCUUUUAUUAGGUGGUGAAAUUAAGUUUAAUACAAAUUAAACCCCUCAAAUUUUAAAGUCACUGCUUUGUUAUCAAAAAUAAUUUAUUUUCAUUAUUCGACGACAACUGUAGCCAAGCUGUAUUAAUGCCCUUUGGAGUCAUUAAAAAUUUAGUGGUCUAGGCUUUAAUGCCAGGCGUGUUAUUUAUUUAUAAUAUACUGUACAAUCCUAUUUAGUUUAAAAUAGAGAGUAAUGCACUGUUUAGGAUUACAUAUUGUAAAUAAUCUGUAGCUGAACUGACCAAUAGGCACUUGGUCAGAAACUAUAAAUACAUCAAUGUACAGAAACACAGAUUUCCCAAAACCAUUCUUCUAAAGCUGACACACAAGAAGCCCAACAGUCAAUAUUAUUUUUCUUGUAAGUCUUUAUUAACAAUAUUGACAUCAGAUUAAUAAGGGCUGUGCUUGACUAGAAUUAAAUAUUUAAGAACAGCGGUCAACGUGGGAGGACAGGGUUUUCAGGUAUUAUUUGAGAGCUCAGUAUAAGAUUUGUUUCUGAAGAGCCAGAACAAUCGUCUCCAAACGGGCAUCUUGUUUUUUUUCUGGAAUGGCUUCAGUUGGGUCUCAAGUGUCUGUAUUCUGCUGGUGAGUUCACCUCUGUGUUUGUUGGUCUCCUUUUUCUGCGCGUCCAGUGCCUGAGAGGUGCUCCUGAGAGACUCCAGGAUGGAAAUCUUUUCCUGCUCCCACUGGAAUCUCUCCAGUUCCUUCUCCCUCUUUGUUUGUUGCAGUGCUGCCUCGAGGCUGGCCUUUUCCUGUGUUUGUUCCUCCAGCAGACAGGCCCUCUCAACCUCCCACUGGUGUUUUGAAUACUCCAAGGCCUUUUCUGUCUGAACCAGUGCAUUUCGGAGCAGGGCUGUCUCCUCCACUUGUCUUACCAAACAGAACUGGACCUCCUCCAUCUUCUCUGUCUCAAACUUGAGGGGCUCCUGUAGAGCCUGUAGCUUUUUGUUGGAAUCCCACUCCUCCUUUGAUAGACUGGACAAGCUGACAGUGAGGCCUGCUCUCUUCUCAGUUGUGGCGGAUAUCUGCUUCCUCAGCUCCACUACCUGCUUCACCAUGGUUAAGUUUUCAUGUUCCAGAAAGUUGAUCUGCUCAUCUUUCUCAUUCAUAAAAUCA